AGCAUCUCCCGCGUCUGAUUGGACUACAGAACAUCACUUCCGGUCUGUGCCAGAGAUCCCGGAUGCUUCAAAAACACAGCUAUCGCCUGUUUAUUUUACUGUUAUUAUACAUCUUUGCAACUUUAUCCAGAUCUACUAUGUCAGAUGAAGAACUUAUUUCAGUGGACUAUGAAAUAUUUGGCAGGGUGCAAGGUGUAUUUUUUCGUAAAUACACACAAGCAGAGGGACGAAAGCUUGGUCUCGUAGGCUGGGUCCAAAAUACAAGUGCUGGAACUGUUAAGGGACAGCUACAAGGCCCAAAAAGCAAAGUCAAAGAAAUGCAAGAAUGGCUCAGAUCUACAGGCAGCCCAAAGUCACACAUAACAAAGGCAGAAUUCAAGAAUGAAAAAACUAUUGAAUGCUUGACUCACUCCUCAUUUAACAUUACUAAGUAAUCUAAUAAUCUACAUCAAAUAUGUAUUUUGACUACUACUGACCUGAAGUAGGAUACGUUUUAUUUAUUAACAUAUGAAUUUUAAUGACUCAUUAUCACUCUAUGAAUAAACCGGAGAGAUGGUAAUGUUUGUUGGCAGAUGAUGCAAAUAAAUUUGUGCGGUGGAAAAAUAUUUGGUGUGCAUCCUUCUACUGGCUAACUUAUGACAUAAGAACA
Messenger RNA from Boleophthalmus pectinirostris (great blue-spotted mudskipper), 649 nucleotides. RefSeq names its product acylphosphatase 1, erythrocyte (common) type (gene acyp1). Gene Ontology annotation, molecular function: acylphosphatase activity. Bases 63 to 434 code for a protein of 123 amino acids. NCBI's taxonomy places the organism in Eukaryota, Metazoa, Chordata, Actinopteri, Gobiiformes, Gobiidae. The record is from RefSeq and is a predicted model, not a curated record. The transcript has 3 exons.